AUGUCUGCAGAGGCGGAGCCUCGGCGCUCAGUUAGAGCCACCAAGGGUCAGCAUACGAAAUCGUUCGACGAGCUCGAGCCGGCCGUGGCUCCCAAGCGACGACAGGCAAAGAAGACAAAGAAGGCACAAGAAAAGGAUCAAUCCCAAGAGCCCGAAGAGGUCAUUCGAUGCGUUUGCGGCGCAACGGAGCAAGACGAAGAUUCUGGCGAGGCUUGGAUUUCUUGCGAGACCUGCUACGCCUGGCAACACAAUGUUUGCGUCGGCGUGAGCUCGUUUGAGGAUGAAAUACCCGAAAACUACUGGUGCGAGCAAUGUCGACCGGAAAAUCACAAAGAGCUGCUGGCGAGCAUUGCCAAGGGAGAAAAGCCAUGGGAGACGCGGCGAAAAGAAUACGAAGAAGAGGAAGUUGAGAGGAAGAAGAAGAGGGGAGGACGCAGAGGUAGAGGCAAGAGGAUGAGUGAUGCUAAAGACGAAGCCGAAAAGGACGUUGGCAAGACUAAUGGCAAGGCGUCGCCCGUCCCCGACGCCAAGGACAAGAAGGAGCCCGCAUCGAAGCCAGGGAAGCGGAAAUUAAGACUAGAGUCUCAGGAAACUGAUGGCAAGUCUGCCAAGCUGCGUCGUGUAUCGGCAAACGAUGCACUUUCUGGGUCAGCAUCGUACACCAAGCCUGACGACUUGGCCAAAGCCAUUUCCGAACUGCCGUCGACGCGAGCCGGUCCUGCCAAGGCAUUGAAACGAUCCAUCUCCCAUGUUUUCGGCAUGAUGGUGAAACAAGGCGAACUUGAGGUACCCAACGGCAGCUCAGAGGACAGCGUGUCGGAAGAUUACGCCUUGCAGAUUGAACGCGCCGUCUUUGACACUCACCCAGCAUCAAAAGGUCACAAGGAAUACAGCCAGCAGAUAAAAUCUCUAACCUUCAACCUAAAGAACAACCCGGAAAUAAUGCACGGGGUCCUGCAAGGUGUCCACACGCCAGCAACGUUGGCAGUCAUGACGUCAGAGCAGCUGGCCUCGGCCGAGAUGCAGAAGCAAACCGCCGAAAUGAGAGCCAAAGCUGAGAAGCAAUCGAUUCUGUAUACACAGGAGACGGGACCGCGUGUUCGCAAAACUCAUAAAGGCGAGGAGGUUGUGGAGGAUGAGAGCAUCAUCAAUGACGCCCCGAUUCCAAUGGCUGGCGGACCCCGGAAAGGCACGAGUCACCAACAACAGCAACAACAGCAGCAACAGCAGCAACAGCAACAACAACAACAACAACAACAGCAACAACAACAACAACAACAACAACAACAACAACAACAACAACAACAACAACAACAACAAGGACCACCGGUCGUCAAACGCGAAUCGACCGGGGGAGAUGGCCACGAUUUGAAAGCGAGGUCGCCGUCCCAGCCAGAAGGGUUGAAGCACUCGCCCUCCACGUCCAACUUUGACAUCAACAAGGUCUUUGAAACUGUCAGGUCUCCGACUGUGUCGCAUAAACGAAGGCCGUCGGCGCCGGCCCUGAACACGAACGGGCCCGGGAUUGACCCCGACGUUGACCGGAUGCUGCAAGACGAGACGGAAUCACCACCGUAUUCACCCACGCAAGAGUUUCAGGAACCCGACGUCGUAUGGAAGGGUUCGCUUGCCAUGAGCUCCAUUGCCGACUUUUCCGCCACGGCCAAGCACGUCGGAGGCGCCAACUUUGCGGCCUUUGGGCCCUGGUCGAAGCUCAUCCCGAAGCGGAUGACGGUAGCCGGGCGGAUCACGCAGCAGCGCGCCAUAGAGUAUCUGUGCAGUCUGCGAUACAGCAACCUCACCGACAUUGUCGUCGUCAGCAUCACGCCGGCCUCGCCGGAUUCGCAAACCGAGUUCAACGCCCUGAUUGACUACUUUGUCGGCAAGAACCGAUACGGGGUGGUGGGGAACAAGGUUGCCGGAAAUGUAAGGGAUACGUACCUGGUUCCCGUGCCUGCCGGCGACAACGGGCAUCCGGAGUUUAUGCUGAACCUGGUGGACAACUUUAUACCCAAGACGAGAGCCGAGCCCAUGCUUUUGGCCGUGUUUGUCUACCGCAACGAACCGGACCAGCUCAAGCCGGGCAAGGAGGAGGUCACGCCAGCCCAGACACCCCAGCCGCCGAGCGUGACUGCCUCGCCAACCCCGGGGCCGGGGGGCCAGAGAAACAGUUUUGCGUCGGGCCCUGCCUUUUCGCCAUCUACACCUCAGACGCCCUUUACACAGCCUCCGCCGCCGCCGCCGCCGCAGCCGUCGCAUGGAGGAGGAGCACUGGGCCCGUCCACUACUCCGGUCCCCAUCCCUCAACCACCGCACAUGCAGCGACCCCCGCAGCCGCCAGCCGCAGCCUCCGCGCCGGCGUACACGGCACCGACGUACACAGCACCGACGCCAGCCGGUCAAAUGACGGAUGCGCAAAAGUUCCAGGCUCAGCAGGGACAAAGCAUGGCACGGGAGAUACUGGGAAACCUGAUUAGCGUGCCGACGGUGCAGUUCAUACUACCGCAGGCGCACCAGAUGUCGCGACGUGAAUGGGAAGUGAUUCGAUCCAUCUACGAGAGAGAUCCCCGCUCGCGUGACGACCUGCAGCACCUGGGACAGAUACUGGAGCAGGAGGGGGCUGAAAAGUGA
Ustilaginoidea virens is the source of this 2631-nucleotide messenger RNA. RefSeq lists its product as uncharacterized. Gene Ontology annotation, cellular component: nucleus. The transcript has 3 exons. Gene Ontology annotation, biological process: transcription elongation by RNA polymerase I; regulation of mRNA 3'-end processing; transcription antitermination. The record is from RefSeq and is a predicted model, not a curated record. The coding region runs from base 1 to 2631 and encodes 876 amino acids. Lineage: Eukaryota; Fungi; Ascomycota; Sordariomycetes; Hypocreales; Clavicipitaceae. Gene Ontology annotation, molecular function: RNA polymerase II transcription regulatory region sequence-specific DNA binding.